Molecule: messenger RNA, 924 nt
Organism: Adineta steineri
Lineage: Eukaryota; Metazoa; Rotifera; Eurotatoria; Adinetida; Adinetidae
Source: the annotation of a GenBank genome assembly
AUGGCGUCCGCCACAACUUCUACAGCAACUACUGGUACAGCAAAUCGUGGAUUUUUUGAACCAUCACAAUAUGAACGUUGUAUUAAUCGAUAUGAAUUUGGUCAUGACUUAGUUGGACAUUUGUCAACUAUGUUUGAAGAACGAGCAAGUUUAGAACAUACUUAUGUAAAUGCUUUACGUGCUUGGUCAAGAAAAUGGCAUGGUGAAUUAACAAAAUUAACUGAGUACCCAUCGAAUAAAAAAGUUUGGGAUCAAAUUGUUUCAACAGGUGAACAAAUGGCUGAUAUACAUCAAACAAUUGCAUCGAAUUUACAUGAUAAUAUUCAGCCAAAAUUAAAACAGUGGAAAAAAGAUAAUUAUGAAAAGUCAAUAAUAAAUUAUAAAAAAUCGAAAGAAUUCGAAAAAGAAUUUGAGAAUGUCCAAAAACCUUGGAAUAAAUUACUUGAAUCAAUAUAUGAAGCAAAACAAAAUUAUUAUAAAUUAGUUAAAUUAUCCAAGCAAUGUGAACAACAAAAAUUUUCAAUGCCAGUUGAAACACCGGCUGAAACACAAAAACAAAUUAUUGAUCAUUAUGUACAAGUAAAUCUUGAUGUUGAUGCAGCACGAACAAAAUAUCAACAUUUAGUACGUGAUGUUGCGCCUGGCGCUGAACCAAGACAACGUUAUGAAGCGAAUAUGAUUGAGAUAUUUCAACAUACACAAGCAUUUGAAAAGAAACGAUUAGAUUUUUUCAAAGAUAUAUUUACAGAUUAUAUUAAAACUUUACAACAACAAGCUCUUUUCAAUAAAAUGCUUGAUGAUUAUUUACGUGUUUUACAAACACAUAAUACUCCAGCUGAUCUUGAUGCUUGGUAUAAUAGUUUUGGACCAGGUACACAAUCACAUUAUCCUGUCUUUGAAGAAUGUCAAGAUACUAUUCAAUAG